Molecule: messenger RNA, 1279 nt
Organism: Macrobrachium nipponense
Lineage: Eukaryota; Metazoa; Arthropoda; Malacostraca; Decapoda; Palaemonidae
Product: ester hydrolase C11orf54 homolog
Exons: 1
Coding region: 196-1128 (310 amino acids)
Cellular component (GO): nucleus
Molecular function (GO): zinc ion binding; hydrolase activity, acting on ester bonds
Source: RefSeq, a predicted model, not a curated record
CGCUGGUGUCUAAGCAGCAAGCUCGACUGGUAACGUUGUGGUAUUUAGCCGGUUGUUGCUAGCCGUCAGACGGUCAGACCCCGUCACAAUCAGUAGUAGCUAGUGUGGACCGAGUUCUCGUGCGUUGCUUGAUCCCGGCAGUAGAAAACGGUAUUUUGUGUUAAUUUUGAUCAAUCAGGUUGACAAGUGUACGAAAUGCCACUGCCGGUUGAGAAGAAACCAUUGCACAUUCCACCGCUCGAGGAGGUUGCCACGGUUCUUCAAAAUGCGCUAAAGAAGAGCUUUGUCGAAGCAUCUGUAGCAGUCGUCGACUGCCCUGAUUUGACACGACAGCCGUUCCGGUUGGAAUCGAAGGGGCUGUGCGGAUCACCGAGACUCGCUGACGUGGGUGGAGUUCCCUAUCUGAUGCCUCUGGUCAACAAGGAAAGGGUAUAUGACCUGAAAGAAUUGGCAAAAUUGGUCGAUUUGCCGAAUGCUUUUGUUCUCGGAGCUGGCGCAGGUCCUUUUCCAUACGUCGGAGUGAACAGCGAGCUGAUGGCAAACCUCAAAGCUGGAGAAAAUGCGUCGAAUGGGUCACAUAUCGCCAAGCUCGACCCUUCGUCAGGCAACUACAUACUCCAGAAGCUCCCGGCAACAGAGACCGGUUGUGCGUUGCUGCUGAACAUGUACGCUUGUGAGGGCAAGAACGGCAAGGUUUUGCAUGUCAAGGCAAAGAAACGCACUGCCGAUACCAACCUCGUGUCUUGCAUGAGAAAAGGCCUAGAGGAAUUUUACGGCGACAAGAGCGUCGGUCUAGGAGGCACCUUCCGGCUGGUUGAGGGCAAGGUCAAGUGUCACGUUAUGCCAGAGUUCUCGAAGACGCCAAUUACUUGCGAUGCCGAAGUUAAUAAGUGGCUCAAAUUCUUCGAGAUGCCCGCGCCAAUGGUUUUCAUGUCCACUUUCGUCUCCAAGGAAAAUGGCCAAGAUUUACGUCUAGAGCAUUCUCACGGGUACGGAAGUGAUUGGGGUGGGCACUAUCACUAUGAUACCACCCCUGAUAGCGUCGAGUACGAAGGUUAUUACAAUGUGGCAGAGUUUAUGUACCGAGUGGACAGGCCGACAGAUUCCCAUGGAUUUGGAAGGGACUAAAAUGUAUCCUUGAUAUUUUGAAGAGUAUUUGCACAAUUUUGAUAUAUAUUUUUUCUACUAAGGGUUUCGUAGUACAUUUUAUGUAUACAAUCAAUAUGAAUAUGAUAGAUAUUCACACGUUUAUAUAAUGUACUUAUACAGCGUUUUGCAA